AUGACAAAAUCAGAUGGGGAGCUUGCAGAGUUCUUAGCCAAGAUCAAACUGCCCAUGCCACUGAUCCCCAAAGAUGUGCUUUCUGGCGGCAGGACAAAUGCCAUUUGUCUGUAUUACAAAGCAGCCCCUGAUGAAAAGAUAUAUUACUAUGAUUUUACUAGCCUCUAUCCCUUCAUCAACAAAACAAAACAAACCAAAACAAAACAAUAUCCUCUUGGGCACCCCAAAGUUAUUUUUGAGACUGUUGACACCCUGAUGGCCUACUUCAGGAUGGUCAAAGUAAAGGUGUACCUGCCUCAUGGGCUCUUUUUCCCUGUGCUUCCCAUGAGGGUAAAUGGCAAGCUAUUGUUUCCCUUGUGCCACACUUGUGCUGAAACCUGCCAGGCCCUCCGCACCCACAGUGAUGAAGAAAGAGCCCUUGUGGGUACCUGGUGUUCCAUUGAACUGAACAAGGUUCUGGAGAAGGGCUACAGGGUUUGUGAAAUCUAUGAGGUUUGGCAUUUUGAACAGAGAGCUAGCAGCCUUUUCUCAGAUUAUAUAAAGCUCUACCUCUGCCAGAAGCAGGAAGCUUCAGGCUACCCAGCCUGGUGCACAGAUGAUGACCAAAAAGCUAAAUAUGUUGAAGUUUACAGGCAGAAAGAUGAUGUCGUUUUGCAGCCUGAACAUAUUAAGAAAAACCCUGUCAAACGCCAAAUUGCAAAACUGUGUUUAAAUUCUCUGUGGGGGAAAAUGCGGACAGCGAUCCAACCUACCCAACACCACCACACUGCAUUUACCAUGAUUGGCACUUCCACACAUUUGUCGAAUCAGUGCUCACAGUUUGCUAUACAAUCAUUCUGCCGCUUUGUGUUUCCUCUGUGUGAUGAGCAUUCUCAGAGCCCUAAGCCGUGGGAACUAUGCUGGGAUGAAUGUGAAGUUCUGGAGAAUGAUUUCUGUAGGCAGGAAUACAACAUUGCUAGGUCAAACCCCCUCAUUUUGAUGCAGCUACAGUUGCCUAAGCGUGAGGAUCUCCCACAAUCAUCUGACACCUUGGAGGCUGCCAGCUGCAUAAGGUUAGGGAUCCCUGUGGAGAGACUCAACCAAUAUCAUCAAUGCUACAAUGGUUCUGGAGCAGAUUAUAGAGGUACGAUCAGUGUUACCAAAUCUGGCCACACUUGUCAACUCUGGGACUCUCAGAAUCCCCACAACCAUGAUCUGACAAGCACACAGUUUCCAGAGCUAGGCGGAGGACAUGCAUAUUGCCGAAAUCCCAGAGGCCAGAUGGAUGGGCCCUGGUGUUUUACAAAGAAUAAAAACAUACGCGUGGAACUGUGUGCCAUACCAUCUUGUAGCCCACAUGACAACAGCAAAAUGGGAAUCCUCUACAUCCUGGUUCCCAGCAUAGCUAUCCCUUUGGUUAUUGCCUGCCUUUUCUUCUUGGUCUGUAUGUGCAGAAACAAACAGAAGGCAUCUGCUGCUACAUCGCAGCAUCGCCAGCUGAUAGCACUUCCUAGACAGGACAUGGAAAUGCCACUCAUUAGUCAGCAUAAACAGGCUAAACUUAAAGAAAUCAAUCUGUCGACUGUGCAGUUUAUGGAGGAACUAGGAGAAGAGAGGUUUGGCAAAGUCUACAAGGGGUAUCUUUUUGGUAUGACACCAGGUGAACAGACACAAGCUGUUGCUAUCAAGACACUUAAAGACAAAGCAGAAUUGGUUCUUCGGGAACAAUUCAAACAUGAGGGAAUGCUGAGAUCGCGGUUACAGCACCCAAACAUUGUUUGCUUGCUGGGAAUAGUGACAAAGGAACAACCCAUAAGCAUGAUUUUUAGUUAUUGUUCUCAUAGUGACCUCCAUGAGUUCUUGGUGAUGAGAUCUCCUCAUUCGGAUGUUGGCAGCAUUGAUGAUGACAAGACAGUAAAAUCCACUCUGGAACCAGCAGAUUUUUUCCACAUCAUGACUCAGAUGAUAGCUGCAGGAAUGGAAUACCUUUCAAGCCACCAUAUUGUCCACAAACACUUAGCAACUAGAAAUAUAUUGGUGUUUGAUAAACUUAAUGUAAAAAUAUCUGAUUUAGGUCUUUUCAGGGAAGUUUACGCUGCUGAUUACUAUAAACUGAUGGGAAAUUCCCUUCUUCCUAUCCAAUGGAUGUCCCCUGAGGCUAUUAUGUAUGGCAAGUUUUCUAUUGAUUCGGAUAUCUGGUCAUAUGGAGUUGUGUUGUGGGAAGUUUUCAGCUAUGGCCUGCACCCUUACUGUGGUUAUUCUAACCAGGAUGUUGUUGAGAUGAUCAGGAAUUGCCAGGUUUUGCUAUGUCUUGACGACUGCCCCGUGUGGAUAUACACUUUGAUGUUGGAGUGUUGGAAUGAAUUUCCCAACAGAAGACCAAGAUUUAAAGAUAUAGACAGACUAAGAACAUGGGGAAACCUUUCUAAUUGCAACAGCUCAGCACAAACCUCUGGGGCAACCACCACCACACAAACAAGUUCUCUCAGCAGAAGCCCUGUUAGUAACGUCAACAAUGUUAGGUAUGUUGGACCAAAGCAGAAAACUCAAGCUUUCCCUCAACCUCAGUUCAUACAAAUGAAAGGGCAGAUAAGACCGAUGGUCCCACCUCCUCAGCUAUACAUUCUAGCCAAUGGUUACCAGCCAAUGCCUGCCUAUGGCGCUUACUUGCCAAAUUUUUACCCUGUCCAAAUUCCAAUGCAAAUGAUUCCUCAGCAGGUUCCUCCCCAGAUCAUUCCCAAACCAGGCUCCCACCACAGUGGGAGCGGUUCCACAGCACCUUCCAACACAUCGGUGGCCAACAGGUCUGCUUUGCUCUCAGAGGCCACGGAAGACACGCACAAUGGAACAGAAGAUAUUGCUCAGAAUCCUGUCCAGGAGGAGGAGGAAGAGGAGGGGUCUGUGCCAGAAACAGGAUUACUGUGUGAUGACACACUUCAGAUGGAUGAGGCAGAAAUUCAAUGUGAAGCCUAA
This is a messenger RNA of Gymnogyps californianus (California condor), 2952 nucleotides long. RefSeq names its product tyrosine-protein kinase transmembrane receptor ROR2-like. NCBI's taxonomy places the organism in Eukaryota, Metazoa, Chordata, Aves, Accipitriformes, Cathartidae. Gene Ontology annotation, biological process: protein phosphorylation; DNA replication; cell surface receptor protein tyrosine kinase signaling pathway. Gene Ontology annotation, cellular component: signaling receptor complex. The record is from RefSeq and is a predicted model, not a curated record. Gene Ontology annotation, molecular function: protein binding; ATP binding; transmembrane receptor protein tyrosine kinase activity.